AUGCCACGCAAGUACGUUCCCAAGUCGGCCUCGUCGGCCUCGGUGGCCGCUGCGGCUGCGUCCAACAACGAAGAGGGCGGCGGCGGCACCGACGCCAACGCCAACGCCAAUGGGGGAGCAGCAGGCGGGCUGAGCUAUGGCGGGCUGGCGAGUACGGCCAAGCGGGUCGAGACGCAGCAAAACAAGGCGCUCAAGGACCAGGGCAUCGACCAGUUUGAGCUGCCAAAGAGCGUCAUUGUCCGCCUCGCAAAGUCAGAGAUCCCAGAGUCGGUGCAGCUGCGCAAGGAGGUCGUCACGGCGCUCGUCAAGGCGUCGACCGUCUUUAUCUCGUACCUGACGGCGACGGCGCACGACCAGGCCACCAGCCGCAACCUCAAGACGAUCUCGGCCGCCAACGUCCUCGAGGCCGUGCGCGAGCUCGAGCUGCCCGACGAGUUCCGCGCCGAGCUGAAAAAGGACCUCGAAGCCUACCGCGGUCUGCAAAAGUCGAAACGAAAGUCACCCGCCUCGGCUCCCACCUCGACGACGGCGGCGGCAGAGACGACCGAGACGGCCGCGGCGACGUCGAGCAAAAAGGCCAAGGGCAAGGGCAAGGCCGUGUCGGCCACCUCGAAAUCGUCUGCCGCAGCAGCAACAGCGGCGGGGGCGGACGAGAGCAUGGACGCCGACGUGUCGAGGAUGACCAACACCGUCGAGGAUGACGACGCGGACGAGGACGGGGAGGAGUCGAAGAAGAAGCAGAGGAGGGACGGGGAAGAUGGCGAGGUGCUAAGGGGUAAGUUGAACGGGGUCGACGAUGCGGGUGAUGAUGAUGAGGACGAGGACGAGGAGGACGAGGAGCAAGACGAUGAGGAGGAGGAGGAGGAGGAGGAGGAGGACGGCGACGACGAAGAGGCGGAAGAGGGAGAUGGUGCCGAUGGCCCGGACGAGGAAGGGGCCGCCGUCGACGACGACGACGACGAUGACGAUGAGGCGAUGGAAUGA
This is a messenger RNA of Pseudozyma flocculosa PF-1, 984 nucleotides long. RefSeq lists its product as uncharacterized. NCBI's taxonomy places the organism in Eukaryota, Fungi, Basidiomycota, Ustilaginomycetes, Ustilaginales, Ustilaginaceae. The record is from RefSeq and is a predicted model, not a curated record. Gene Ontology annotation, biological process: leading strand elongation; heterochromatin formation; DNA damage response. Bases 1 to 984 code for a protein of 327 amino acids. Gene Ontology annotation, cellular component: CHRAC; epsilon DNA polymerase complex. Gene Ontology annotation, molecular function: chromatin DNA binding; protein heterodimerization activity. The transcript is spliced from 3 exons.